Penicillium brevicompactum is the source of this 702-nucleotide messenger RNA. RefSeq names its product methyltransferase family protein. The record is from RefSeq and is a predicted model, not a curated record. Gene Ontology annotation, biological process: C-terminal protein methylation. Lineage: Eukaryota; Fungi; Ascomycota; Eurotiomycetes; Eurotiales; Aspergillaceae. The coding region runs from base 1 to 702 and encodes 233 amino acids. Gene Ontology annotation, cellular component: endoplasmic reticulum. The transcript has a single exon. Gene Ontology annotation, molecular function: protein C-terminal S-isoprenylcysteine carboxyl O-methyltransferase activity.
AUGAGCCAAGCAGCCCCUAUUCUCGCCAUCGCUAUGGUGGCGGCGGGCUACCUCUGCGUCCUCUGCGCCACCCCGCCCAACCUUUCCCCAGACCAGAAGGAUCGCCACCAAAAUGAUCGCUUAAGCGUUGUGUCAGGCAACUUCGCCCUCGUCGCGCGCCGGUUCACACUCGCCAUAGCCAUCUAUCACGCGUUGUUGGUAAUGACACCACACUACGCGGCAGGCCGAAUUGGACAAAUUUGCCCCAAUCCUCAAAACAUCAACCCUGAUGUGAUCACGUGGAGUGCUAUUCCUAUCGCAUCUCUUUUGUUGAUAUUCAUUGGCGCGUAUAUUCGUCUCUCGGCCUUUGGCGGGCUCGGGAAAUCCUUUACCUUCCACCUUGCCACACCGGAUCAUUUGGUGACGACCGGCGUAUACAACUGGGUUCAGCAUCCAAGCUACACAGGAGCCGGCAUGGUUCUCACUGGGGUGGUAAUAUUGUUCUUUAGGUGGGAUGCAGCGCCAGCUUGCUGGAUUGCUGAAUCGGCUGUUACUCAAUUGCAAGGAUGGGGGCUAAGCACUUCCCUGAUGCUAUUAGGCACAGGCUUCUGGGGAAUGGGAAUGAGAGUACUUGACGAGGAGAGUAUGCUAAAGCAAGCCUUUGGUCAGGAAUGGGAAGAUUGGCAUCGAUCAACAAAGAGGUUUGUCCCUGGCUUGUUUUGA